Messenger RNA from Carya illinoinensis, 1044 nucleotides. Its product is annotated as peroxiredoxin-2F, mitochondrial-like. Gene Ontology annotation, molecular function: thioredoxin peroxidase activity. NCBI's taxonomy places the organism in Eukaryota, Viridiplantae, Streptophyta, Magnoliopsida, Fagales, Juglandaceae. Gene Ontology annotation, cellular component: cytoplasm; mitochondrion. Gene Ontology annotation, biological process: cellular response to oxidative stress; hydrogen peroxide catabolic process; cell redox homeostasis. The transcript is spliced from 5 exons. The coding region runs from base 181 to 810 and encodes 209 amino acids. The record is from RefSeq and is a predicted model, not a curated record.
GCUGAAGCUGUCCUGAUCACAGACUCGCAGUCCUUUCCACCUGGACGGGCCGUUCUACUAAUAAAACCAUGGUUUCCAUCCUCUCCCUCAAUACUCAAGACACUUCCCUCCUGCGUUACCGACCAUCACUCCUCUAGCAUCUUCAACCGGCCGAGUUGAGCCGGCCCCCAACCCAAUCCCAUGGCGUCCAUCAUUCUGAAGCGAACAAGCUUUUCCUCCAUGAAGUCAAUGGCGGGAUGUAUCAGAACCGGGGCGAUGUCGUUUAGGGCCUUUGCGACGAAGGUGGAGGCGGGGACUGACAUUGUUGCUGCCGCACCGGAUGUUUUUCUGCAGAAGGCUCGUACCUGGGAUGAGGGUGUGUCCUCUAAGUUCGCCACCACUCCUCUCAAAGACAUUUUCAGGGGCAAAAGAGUGGUCAUCUUUGGGCUCCCUGUAAGUUACUCCGUAUCUGGUGCAUACACAGGAGUUUGUUCACAGCAGCAUGUACCUAGUUACAAGAACAACAUUGAUAAGUUCAGGGCUGAAAAGGUUGAUUCUGUAAUUUGUGUUGCCGUUAAUGAUCCAUAUGCCAUGAAUGCCUGGGCAGAGAAACUUGAAGCCAAAGAUUCUAUUGACUUUUAUGGGGACUUUGAUGGAAGCUUCCAUAAGAGCUUGGGAUUGGAGAAAGAUCUAUCUGCUGCUUUACUUGGACCUCGCUCUCAAAGAUGGUCUGCAUUGGUGGUCGAUGGGAAAGUUAAUGUUCUUAAUGUUGAGGAAAAUCCGUCCGACUUUAAAGUUUCUGGUGGGGGGCACAUCUUGAAGCAGAUAUGAAGCUGCUUCUUUUUUCUUUUGUAUGCAAUACAAGAUGUGCACUGAAUCUGUUGUGAAGUUGUAUAUCUGUUACCCCAAUGACACAUCAGGGAGGAUGGGGUACUAAAACUCAUAAAGUGGUCUCUGGCAUUUCAGAUGUUUUCCAAAGAUAUCUUGGAUGUAUUAUCUUCUCUCUUUUAUCCUUGUUUUUCUCUACAAAAUAAUAAUAAUAAUAAUAAAUAAAGUUUACCACUA